ACUAUCAGCUUAAAUUACGUCUUCGGUCUGAUGGUCAAUCAACGAGAUUGUGGUUUUGAAAGUCCGAAACAAUGCUGUUUGUUCAAGAUAACUCGAUCAGCGCCACAACGGUGCUAAUUUGCCAUUUACGCAAAUCGGGAUCUGUUUUUCUAAGCAUGGUAUGUAUUCAUCUUUGAAGACAAUAAUCUGGUGGGGACUUGGAAGAUAAUGUUUCCGCGGUCAGUUUAAUCAAUAUUACUUGAAACAGUGCGCGCACAGCUACAUGUAUUCGAAAACUUCUAAGUUUAAAGCGGUUAAGCAGUAGCUUUCUAAGCCUCACUGAAAGCGGUAAAAAAGUCCAGCGAUAUCAAUUAAUUGAAUUAUCCGACUGUUUGCCGUUAUCCCCAUUUACUCUCUUGUUAUCAGAUUAAUCAGUGUGGUGUUCUCGAUUUAAAAAAAUUGUGAAAAUCAACAUGCCGACUGCCGACCCGAAUUUGGAGCGUAGGAAUUGUAUUCCCAUUUUAUACACCAGAGGCACUCACUAUGAAGUUGGGUACGACGUGGGGCGUACAUUUUCCGGGCUAAUUCAAAGCUACUUGAGGGUGGCUGAAGCCCUUCCCAGCUACUUGGAGGCCUACUCAACACCGGAAGGUAGAAACGGCUAUGACGACACCCUAAAAUGCCUACGAUCGAACUUUCCCCAAUAUAUACGAGAACUAGAAGGGACGGCCGAUGGGGCGCAAGUGCCUUUCCAUAAGUUGUUCCUUCUGCACAUGGAUGAUAUCAUUCUGAACGCCGGCCAGAAGCAAAGAGCAACCCAGCCAACAGGCUGCUCAACCAUAUGCAUAAAUCAACACGGACAAGAGUUGCUGGGGCACACUGAAGACGCGUUGGCUUCCACCCUAAACCACUUCUACUUUGUAUCCGCCCACAUAAUCGCUGAUAAGCCGCAAGGAAAAUGGCAGGUUCAAGAGGAAAAAUUCACCUCCCUUUGCUACGCUGGGCAUUUGCCCGGCUACACCAUGAACUACAACCAUCAUGGUCUGGUAUUUUCCGUAAACACUGUGAGCGCCAAACAUUUACGAACCGGAAAAACUCCACGCCAUUUCAUUGCCAGAGCUCUACUGGGGGCGGAAAAUUUCGUGCAAGCCCAACAAAUCCUUAGAGACUCCGGAUGUGGAGCUGGAGAUGGAUGUUCGAUUAAUAUGACUUUCCUGAACCAGGAUGGCAAUCGCAUGUUUCAUAAUGCUGAAAUUGGACCAGUUGUUGGCAAUGCUAGCGAAUCGGACCUAAACAUCCUUACUAUCAGUCCUGGGGAGUGUUUCUAUCACACUAAUUCGUAUUUGCGGCUGACUAUCGAAGAAGUAAACGAGAUGAUGACUGCCAGUAGCGCGACACGUUUGUGCACGUUUAGCAAAUAUAAAACACCAACUAAUGAAGAAGACUUGAAGAACAUGCUCAGUGAUUGCACCGAUUGUACCCAUCGAGUAUUCAGAGGUCAAAAAGAGGAUUUUGUCCAAACAAUCUGUGUGGGCAUAUUCAACCUCACUGAGAAGACCUGGUCUCUGUACGCGGACAGUCCUGCGGAUAAUGAGCCGAUAGCAAUCCUGCCCAUUCAACUAAGGAAAUGUCGUUGAAAACUUGAUUGGAACAAACCUAUUAAAUACCUGAACAUUGUAGAAAAAAUAUAAUGUAUUCCUUUAUAGGUGUCAAAGUGAGAAUAAAUCUAAAUAAAUAAAUUUCAAUUUAACAAAA
Dendroctonus ponderosae (mountain pine beetle) is the source of this 1734-nucleotide messenger RNA. RefSeq lists its product as uncharacterized. The record is from RefSeq and is a predicted model, not a curated record. Bases 453 to 1616 code for a protein of 387 amino acids. Lineage: Eukaryota; Metazoa; Arthropoda; Insecta; Coleoptera; Curculionidae. The transcript has 7 exons.